UGCGAGCCAAGUGGGCUGUGGUGCAUGGACAGUCGGAUGUGGAGGGGAGUUGGUCCUGCAAAGGAAUUGGUCGAGCGCUGAAGAAACCAAAAGUUCCACGUGGAGGGAAUUACAGGCGGUUUCCCUCGCUUUGCAAGCAUUUGCGAAGAGUUUAGAGGGUAAAGUAGUGAAGGUUUGUACUGAUAACAAAGGCGUUGUCUCGGUAGUCAGCAAAGGCAGUAUGGUAGAAGAGUUACUUGUACUCAGUCUGGAUAUAUUCCAAUUCUGUAGAAAGCAUGGUAUUCAACUGGAGGUACAGUGGAUACCCAGAGAGCUCAAUCAAAGAGCUGAUGAGAUUAGUAGGGAGAUAGAUUGGGAUGAUUGGGGUGUAUCAUACAUAUUCUUUCAAUUCAUUGAUAAAAUAUGGGGACCUCAUACAGUUGAUCGUUUUGCAGAUGAAACCAAUGCAAAAUUGCCUACAUUCAAUUCCAAAUACUCAUCCCCUGGCACAAGCCAAGUAGACGCCUUUUCGUGCAAUUGGCAAGGAGAAAAUAAUUGGUUAGUCCCCCCUAUAAACUUGGUGGCGGACGUCCUAAGACACUUGAAGUUGUGCAAAGCAGAGGGCACUUUGGUUAUUCCCUGCUGGCAUUCAGCCCCUUUUUGGCCGUUGCUCUUUUCCCAUCAAAGUUCGUUUCGAAGUUUGGUCAAGCAUACCAUGCAUUUUUCUGAUUCGUCAGAUAUAUUCGUCCAAGGUCGGAAUCACAAGUCUUUGUUUGGAUCACCUUUAUUCAAGUCCGAAGUCCUUUGUGUCAGACUGAAGUUUUCAUUAUGAUGAGGAAUAAGCCGCAUGGCAAGGUAGCCGCAUGGCAAGAAAAGAAUUGCCGAAUGGCACGUAUAUAAAAGAAUAAAUAUUAAAUAUAAAUUACUUUAUUAAUUACCUAUUUCUCUGCAGAAAAUAUAAAGACGAUGAGUACUCUUCAACGUUGGCCAUGAUUCUUGACGCAUCAAGAGCCCCCAGCACCACUAAAAAAUACAACGCUGCUUUUGCCGCAUGGCAACAAUGGUGUAAGGUGGAGAAGAUCAAUCCGUUACCAGCCAAUGCCAAUGACGUGUGUCGUUAUUUUAUACAUCUCUUCAAUAUUGGUGCUCCAUUCUCGAGAAUCGAAUCAGUUUUCUAUGGCCUAAAAUGGCGUCAUGAUUGUUUUGCGGACUGUAAAGAAAACCCAUGUGACAGUAAAUUUUUACAUAAUGUAUUGCAGGGAUUAAAAAGAAGAUUAGCUAAACCUGUUGAGAAGAAAGAACCCAUUACACCAGAAAUAUUAAAGGCUGUCAUAGACAAGUACGCAGUUCUGAACAGUCUGUUAGAUAUUCGAUUAUGUACUAUGUUGCUUAUUUCAUAUGCAGGUUUCUUGCGUCAUAGUGAACUUAUCAACAUCAGAAGAUGUGAUCUCCAAUUACAUUCCUCAUAUGUUAAUAUCUUCAUAGUUAAAAGUAAAACUGACAUUUUUAGACAAGGAGCCUGGGUGAUCAUUUCAGCAACAAAUACAUCUACGUGUCCAGUCAGAAUGUUAAACAGAUACCUAAUCCUUGCAGAUCUUGUAGAUGAAGAUUCAGAUGAAAGUUUCCUUUUUCGACCAGCUAAUUAUAUUCGAACAGAGAACAAGUACAAACUAAGAUCAGGGCAAUUAUCAUAUUCAAGAUGCCUUGAUAUAUUUAAAAGCGCCUUGUCUUCGGUAGGAGUCAACCCCAAGCGUUUUGGACUGCAUAGUCUUAGAGCUGGGGGAGCAACGGCUGCGGCUCGUAUUGGUGUGCCGGACAGGCUUUUUAAGAAACACGGACGUUGGCGUUCGGAGACGGCAAAGGAUGGCUACGUCCACGAGUCGUUGGAAGACAGACUUUCUGUAUCCAAAAUGCUGGGUUUAUAGAUAGUUUAUCAGCUGUAUGUUGGUUCAGUAAGUUGUAAUAUGGGCAUUUCAAUCCCUGGAUGUGUUAAAAAGUGGAAAUAAAACUUGAUGUUUCCUGAUUAUGAUUGUAUUAAAAAACCCUUAUUUCCCGCUCUUUAAUUCCUGAGUAUGAUAAUGUGGAAUAAAUAAUAUGGGCAAUGCUUGCCAUCGAAGUU
Patiria miniata (bat star) is the source of this 2098-nucleotide messenger RNA. RefSeq lists its product as uncharacterized. Lineage: Eukaryota; Metazoa; Echinodermata; Asteroidea; Valvatida; Asterinidae. Gene Ontology annotation, molecular function: DNA binding. The record is from RefSeq and is a predicted model, not a curated record. The coding region runs from base 969 to 1904 and encodes 311 amino acids. Gene Ontology annotation, biological process: DNA recombination; DNA integration. The transcript has 2 exons.